This is a messenger RNA of Didymodactylos carnosus, 2527 nucleotides long. Lineage: Eukaryota; Metazoa; Rotifera; Eurotatoria; Philodinida; Philodinidae. The record is from the annotation of a GenBank genome assembly.
UAGAAUUUACAAGAAAAGCCCUAAAUUCAUUUUUCGUUUUUCUUUCUGUAGCUCUGAGGUGACAAUGAACAUGUAGGGCUUUUCUUGUAAAUUCUAUAACUUUGCAAAGAAAGAUCGUGUAGAGCUGGAAGAUGUCUCGUUUUAAUCAGAAAUUUAUGGACUACAAUUACGUCUCAUUAAGAAAGCUUUUGGUUGUUCUUUAGAGUUUCUCAAAAACUGGUUUUCCAGAAAAUCGAUCUUUGAAGGCCUAGCAGCAGCAUUCAUGGUGAUAUUCGGAAUCAGCAUCGUCGACUACCUAUAGUCCACUCGGUUUCGUUGAAAAAGCGAUUUAUCAGUUGCGGUACUUCCCUCGUGAGUUCAACACUAACCCUUUAUCCUAUAUAUUCAGGUUUAAACAGCAAUGCACCAUGGUAUAAUCUAAAAAUAAUUUUAAAUAUCACGUGUAUGAAAAAUGCUGAUAUAAAACAAAUUAUGAUCCAUCACCAAAAAGACUCACUUAAUUUUCAUCACAUAUCACUCGUAGUAGGUAGAAUACAUAUUUCUUUAGUAACAUACUAAAAAGUUAAAAAUAUUUGUCUUUCAAUAGACUCCUUACAUGCGAAAUGACGAAUUAGUACACGCAUUUAUCGAGAUAACUGCUUUGACAGAAUCAGUGAAUGACCAAUAUUAUUUGUCACCUUAUCUGAUAAGUAGUAUGGAGUCGAAAUCAAAUGGUAAAAAUCCUAUACAUGUGCCAAUUAUUGGAAACAAACUUGAAUACAAUAUUCAAAAAUUAUCAGUUAAAUAUAACAAAGAAUUGGUAAAAAAUUGUGAAAAUUUAGAACCAUUCAAAAUUGAUGAAGAAAAUGUUAAUGAAGAAAAUAAAGAGCACAUUGACGAUUCUAGAAUUGAAUUUAUUCAAAACGUUCGACUUCAUCAACGAGAGCAGUAUAUAUCAGAGCUGAAGUCUAAAACUGAACGUCAUUAUCUCACAUUGACUCAAGCCUUAAAACUAAACAAUUCAGGACUGGCUAGUCAUCCAGUUAUUCGGAUUCCACAAAAAUAUCGAACGCUGAUUAAUCAAGAAGAGUGUGUGAUGUUAUAUGUGGGUGUUAUGGUGAAAGUGAACGAAAAAUUAUAUUUUCAUCCAAAAAAAGGGUUCACUGACGAUUCUGUCGAGGAUGAAAUACAAAUUGUUAAUCCAACAAAAAUCUUACUAACGAAAGAAAAUGUUUCAGACGAUACUUUCGAGUUAAAAUUAGCAGUUGUCAACUUACGCACAUCGAACAAAAUAAAAAAAUCAUUUUCAUCACUAAACAAAAUCUUUAGUCAUACAGUAGUCCAUAAAUAUAAUCUCGACAAUAAUUUUCAUGAGGAAUUUAAUGUUUUUAAAUCUAACGAAUCGAUUUCAAAAGACGAUCGUCGUGAUUAUUAUUUCUUAUGUAUUAUUGGUUACAAGAACAAGAUUGACUGGAAAACGCAAUGUUUAUCGAGCAAAAUGACUAAAACUGUAAAAGAAAAUGAAAAUCAAUUAUUUCAGAUAUAUCAGUUGGACAAAUUACAUUUAGCAUUUACAUUGUGUACCAGACAGACCAACAACAAUUCAAAUUACCGCCGACAUACAGAAACAACCGUGAUCUCAGAUCAAAUCAUUUACCAAGGCCUGUUAGCGGAUAAGAAAAUUCUGAAUCCUGUUCAGAUAUUAAUACAACCGGCAACUAUUCAACGUCCAAGAACAUAUAUGGAGCAGCUCAAACAACCACGUUAUAUUCAAGGUUCCAAUGAGAAUUCAAGACCAACGACAGAAAUUGAUCAACAUUGGCUUCAGUUAUACAUGGAAAUUAAGCUUGUGAAAGGUGAUAAAGCAGAACAAAAUUUCUAUAAACUAAAUCCAGCACGUUCGGACGAAAGAAACAAAUUGGUCAUAUCCGAUCAAAACACUGGCUCUUUGUUAUUCAAGAUAACGGAAGAAGAUGUUCAUAGGAAAUCAAAAUCAUACAAACUAGCAAGAAUUCUACAAGUGAAAAAAACUUCAAAUCAAUUGGACGAGUUACGACUGUGUUUUACGCUUAAAAACAAAAUUGCUGUUGAUUUAUACGAAUCGAUCAGUAUAUCAGCUUAUUCUGAUAUCAUGAGAGACAGUUAUGGGCAGUUAAAACUGAAAUCUCUUUCGCCCGAAUAUGGAUGCUGUUAUGGUGGUCAAUGGAUGAAAAUUGAAUUUACCAAUGGUCGCGUUAGAAAAAAUGCGUUGAGGAUUGUCUUCCAGCAAAAUGAUGAAUGGACACAAGAAGUAAAAAAAUUCAGGUCAAUCAAAAGUGGUAUUGGUGUAGAAUUUGAGCUACCUCAAUAUAAAAUUGUACCGUUAACAGAAAAAGCUCAACUCGAGAUAGUCAUUUCACGACUCAAUGAACAAGAUAUUCAUCACACAUUUAUGUACCUACCUCAUGAGGGUAUGAAAGAGAAGUUAGACAGCUUGUCAACUCGUUUCUAUCAUUUACCUAAAAUUUCUAUUUUUGAUAGACGUAUCAGCAGUGGAUCCCAAUCAUAA